Camarhynchus parvulus is the source of this 917-nucleotide messenger RNA. Its product is annotated as putative zinc finger protein 56. The transcript has a single exon. Bases 1 to 657 code for a protein of 218 amino acids. NCBI's taxonomy places the organism in Eukaryota, Metazoa, Chordata, Aves, Passeriformes, Thraupidae. The record is from RefSeq and is a predicted model, not a curated record.
AUGGAGACCAGGGAGGACAAAUCCCCACAGCAGAACCUCAUGGAAGAGGCCAUUUUGAAUGGCUCCACAGUGCAGGAAUCCAAAGGGGAGGAAAAGCCUGGGAGAGCCCAGAGGAGGAGGGGCUCCAAACCCAGCCCAGGGUGCUCUGAGGAGGAAAGACCCACCCCGAGCCAGGAAGGCAGCUGGAGAUCCAACCAGAGCUCAGAGCUGGUGGCUCAGGAGCAGCUUCAUGACAGUGAGAGGCCCCAUGAGUGCUUGGAGUGUGGGAAGCGCUUCAGGAAGAGAUUCAACCUGACCUGCCACCAGAGGAUCCACACUGGGGAACGGCCCUACGAGUGCUUGGAAUGUGGGAUGAGUUUCAGCCACAGGUCUGACCUGGUUGUCCACCAGAGGUUCCACACUGGGGAGAGGUCCUAUGAGUGCCCCGAGUGUCAGAAGAGGUUUCACACCAGCUCCCAUCUCCUUGUACAUAAACGAAUUCACACAGAUGAGAGGCCCUUCUGCUGCCCCGACUGCGGGAUGGGCUUCAAGCACAACUCCACCCUCGUCACCCACCGGCGCAUCCACACUGGGGAGAGGCCCUACGAGUGUCCCCAGUGUGGGAAGAGCUUCUCAGACCGCUCGUUCUUUACCCGACACCAACGGAGGCACCGGUAAGGGAAGCCCUGUGAGAGCCCCGACUGCAGGAAGAGCUUCGUGCACUGCUCCAACUUCAUCCCUCAUUGGAAAAUCCACGUUGGGAAGAGCCCUGGUGAUCCAUGUUCCCUGUGAUCCAUGCUGGGAAGACACCUGUCCAUUUCCCUGCCUCUGCCAAUGACCUGAUGUAGAAUUGAGGAACAUCAGGGUCUGGCCAUGGCCGUGGCAUUACAUUCACUCCCACCUCAGGUCAUUGCCAGGGGCAGGGACUUCCUCUCUCU